This is a messenger RNA of Fusarium keratoplasticum, 1692 nucleotides long. RefSeq names its product AA-permease domain-containing protein. The record is from RefSeq and is a predicted model, not a curated record. The transcript is spliced from 4 exons. Lineage: Eukaryota; Fungi; Ascomycota; Sordariomycetes; Hypocreales; Nectriaceae. Gene Ontology annotation, biological process: amino acid transmembrane transport. Bases 1 to 1692 code for a protein of 563 amino acids. Gene Ontology annotation, cellular component: membrane. Gene Ontology annotation, molecular function: amino acid transmembrane transporter activity.
AUGUCUGGCGCCAUCAACUCAACGCCGCCGGCGUACCCUGCAGGAGACGACAAGUUCUCGAGCGAAAAGGAAGCUGGGGCUAGUCCUGUACUCGCCGAUGACCUUAAUGCUUCGUCGUUCCACAAUGGAACCAAGAAAGAUGCUACUCACCGAAAGCUCAAGUCGCGGCACAUUCAGCUGAUUGGUAUCGGUGGAACCAUUGGUACUGCCCUCUAUGUUCAAAUCGGAAAAGGUCUCCUGAAUGGUGGCCCGGCCAGCUUGUUCCUCGCCUUCACCAUCUGGUGUACCUUUAUCCUCGCCAUUACUCUCUGCAUGGCCGAAAUGGUGACCUACCUUCCCAUCUCGUCGCCGUUUAUCCGAUUCGCGGGUCGCUACGUCGACGAGGCCUUUGGAUUUGCAGCGGGUUGGAACUUUUUCAUCUUCGAAGCUGCCCUCGUACCCUUCGAAGUUGUGGCCUGUAACCUGAUUAUUCACUUUUGGAGUGACAUUGUUCCGACCGCUGCUAUCAUUGUCAUUGUCCUUGUUCUCUACGCGGCUAUUAACCUGUUGGCUGUGCAUUGGUAUGGCGAGACAGAGUUCUGGGCAGCCCUCGGCAAGGUUCUGUUGAUCGUUGGCCUGAUCCUGUUCACUUUCUUCGUCAUGGUGGGCGCCAACCCGGACAGGGACAGCUUUGGAUUCACCUAUUGGAAGAAUCCUGGAGCGUUCAAACCGCUCUACUACGAUGGAGCGUUGGGUCGUUGGCUGGGCUUCCUGCAGUGUCUCAUCCAGGCCUCCUUCACCAUCGCCGGCCCUGACUACGUCUCAAUGGCAGCUGGAGAGGCAGAAAAUCCCCGACAGGUCAUGCCACGAGCCUUUAACGCCGUCUUCUACCGUCUCACGGCCUUCUUCGUUCUCGGUUCGCUUUGUGUUGGUAUCCUGGUUCCUUACGACGAUAAGGAGAUGACCGACGCCUUUACGAACGGAAAGCCAGGAGCAGCAGCUUCGCCUUACGUGGUUGCCAUGAACCGUCUUGGUAUCGAUGUGCUGCCUCACAUUGUUAACGCUAUGGUCCUGCUGAGUGCCUUUUCCGCCGGAAACUCUUACGUCUACUGCGCCUCGCGAUCUCUUUACGGCCUCGCCCUCGAAGGAAAGGCCCCAAAGUUCCUAACCACCUGUACUCGGAAGGGUGUGCCGAUCUACUGCGUCAUUUUCGUCCUGCUCAUCGCCCUCCUCUCGUUCCUCCAGCUGUCCACCAACACGGCCGUGGUCCUGGACUGGUUCGUCUCGCUCGUCACGGCCUCGCAGCUCAUCAACUUCUCAUGCAUUUGCGUGACAUACCUGUGCUUCCGCCGUGCUUUGAGAGCCCAGGGUAUCAGCCGAGACACGCUGCCCUACAAAGCGUGGUGUAUGCCCUUUGCGGCGUACUAUGGCCUCACGGGUACCUUUAUCAUGACAUUCGUGGGAGGGUAUACUGUGUUCUUGCCCUUUGAGGGAUACUGGAACGUGCCCGACUUUCUGUUCUCGUACACAUCUGUCGGUCUUUUCCCGGUGAUGUACGUUGGCUGGAAGUUGAUCCACAAGACCAAGAUUCACAAGCCACACGAGGUUGAUCUCUACAAGAACCUCGACGAGGUGCGAGAAUAUGAAGAGAACUAUGUGCCGAUACCGCCAAAGACCAUGUUUGAGCGUAUGCUGGAUAAGCUCUUUGGUUAA